Molecule: messenger RNA, 1672 nt
Organism: Helicoverpa armigera (cotton bollworm)
Lineage: Eukaryota; Metazoa; Arthropoda; Insecta; Lepidoptera; Noctuidae
Product: arylsulfatase I
Exons: 12
Coding region: 39-1655 (538 amino acids)
Source: RefSeq, a predicted model, not a curated record
UCGAAGUUCGGCAUUUGUAACCGGGAGAGCGAGGCAGCAUGUUGUUAUUCCUAAGUGUGUAUUUAGUGUUGUGCCGGGCUGCGGCUGAAGCAAGGCCUAACAUUAUCAUAAUCCUAGCCGAUGACUUGGGUUGGAACGAUGUAGGGUUCCACGGCAUGAACCAGAUCCCGACGCCGAACAUAGAUGCCCUGGCGUAUUCUGGAAUUAUUCUACAGAACUAUUACGUUAACUCAAUGUGCACCCCAUCAAGGGCCGCACUAAUGACCGGGAAAUACCCCAUACAUACAGGAAUACAACACAGUGCAAUACGCGCAGGCGAACCCUGGGGUCUACCUCUGUCAGAAAAGCUGCUUCCACAGUUCCUGAAAGAAAUAGGGUACAAAACUCAUCUAGUCGGAAAAUGGCAUUUGGGACAUUACAAGAAAGCAUAUCUUCCUAUGAACCGAGGAUUCGACACACAUCUCGGCACUUAUGGACCAAAGAUUGAUUUGUAUGACCACACUAACAUGGAUUUGGGAACGUGGGGUUUUGACUUCUGGAGAGGCUUCGAACAUGCAGAUGAUUUAUUUGGACAGUACGCUACAGACAUUUAUACCGAAGAAGCGAUUAAGGUGGUAAAGGCUCACAACAAAAGUGAACCAUUAUUCUUGAUGGUAUCUCAUUCUGCGAUGCACAGCGGGAAUCCGUCAGAAUAUCUCAGAGCGCCAGAUGAGGUCAUUGAUAGAUUCCAAUACAUUAAUGACACGCAGAGGCGGAAAUAUGCAGGUAUGCUUGCAAAAUUGGACGAGUCGGUUGGUUUGGUGGUAAAGUCGUUACAGGAGUGCGGCUUACUAGAGAACUCCAUCAUUCUAUUCAGUACCGACAACGGCGGAGCUGCACGAUGCGAUCACAAUGUUGCAUCAAACCAUCCUUUGAAAGGGGUAAAAAAUACACUUUGGGAGGGCGGGGUCAGAGGUGCUGCUUUAUUAUGGAGCCCUCUAAUUAAGUAUCCGUCGCGAGUCGCGAACCAAACUUUCCACUUAGUGGAUUGGCUUCCCACAUUAUACAGCGCUGCAGGAGGAAAUGUCAGUGUAUUUGAAAAUAUCGACGGCUUUAACUCCUGGGAGGCCCUAAUAAAUGAUCUGCCGUCUCAGAGGACCAAAAUUGUUCACAACAUAGAUGACAUUUAUGGAUCAGCUGCCAUCACUGUCGACAAUUUCAAACUUCUUAAAGGAACUAAUUUCCAAGGGCGUCGAGACGACUGGUUUGGGCCUAACGCUCGAGAUGGCGCAUAUAACAUCGAUUCAAUUUACAAUAGCAGCUCCGCCAAGGCUAUCGGCAAGAUUGCUAAAAUGCCUACCAAAGACAACAUUACAAGGCUCAGAGAAGAAUCGACAAUAAAGUGCAAUGACAGCAUUCCAAUAACACCGUGCGAUCUCUUGAAAGCACCGUGUCUGUAUGACAUAAAGGUGGAUCCUUGCGAGAAACAGAACUUAGCGUCAGGAAAACCAGAAGUUCUCCAGGCUCUGCUUUUGGAACUCGACAAGGUGAAUAAGACAGCAGUACCGUCGUUGAAAAUAAAGCCGGUCCCGGAAGCCGAUCCUAAGCAUUGGGGACGACUGCUAACCACAUUUGGAGAAGCAAACACAUCAUUAUCUAUAGUUAAAUUAAAAUGAGAAAAUUAUAACAAAAA